Molecule: messenger RNA, 1170 nt
Organism: Aplysia californica (California sea hare)
Lineage: Eukaryota; Metazoa; Mollusca; Gastropoda; Aplysiida; Aplysiidae
Source: RefSeq, a predicted model, not a curated record
UGGGGGGAGGGGGAGAGGGGCUUGGGAAGGUGGUUUGCGGUCUAAAACUUGACGCUCAGCCGUUGCAGUACAGUAAGUCGACAUCGUGUUUGGAAUAGCACAACUGACUGUGGUUUGCUUCUGCCCCUCUGAUGGUGUUUAAUACUAUCUGUACAGUGAUGUAGAAUGUAGAGUUGACAGAUUUGUGAGUGAACAUUCGCGGCGGGGUGAGGAAAUGGCUUAGCUCGUUGUCGUGGCUGUUGCACAUGGGGUGGUACCUGUGUAGUUGUUAGGUUAGUGUGUAGUUGUUACUCACUGUGUAGCUGAUAGUGUGUAGCUGUUGCACACGGUACACACGGAAUGUUAGUGUGUAACUGUGCUUCUCUUUACACAAACACACGAUCAGAUGAAAGGAUUGAUUUAGAUCUCUAGACAGCACACAUUGCGCGCUCCAUGCCACCUGACCUCUCGGACUUGUUGUAUAGAGGAAUGUGUCGCUGAGGGACGCAGAUAGUGUCAGGGAAUACCAGGAACUAUCAAGACUGUCCGGAAAUACAAGGAAUACCAGGAUUGUCGGGGAAUACCAGGAUUGUGGAGGAUAGCGUGGAUGGAAGCGCCGUGAACAGGUCUGGAUGGAGGUCUUAGAAAGUAUUCCCCGCCCACAUUCCUGCCCGGCCCUCGUCACUUCCCGCCACAGGGACAGCCACAGAUCGCGGCCUGUCCCCCACAGGGUGGUCUACAGCUGUUUCAACAACGGCCACAGGAGGCAGGAGGUUCUGGAGAUCCUAGACACACCCACCACAUCAGUGGACCGUCACCGAAAUCCGACAGAACAUCACGUCACAGCGGGCCGUCACCGACAUCCGACAGAACAUCACGACACGUGGCCUCCCCACUCCCGGGAUGAACAAAACAUCAGCAGUGGUCAUAGUUACAGCAAGGAACAACAGAUCAGCCACAGCCGCAGCACCAGUGCUGACCACGAGCUGCCGGAGAGCGCGAGACUGAGGGGAGAGCAGCACAUAGAGCACCGGAAGUGCGGCAGCAGCCAUUGUGAGGUGUGCCGGCCUCCACUGACGGACUACCGCGACCUGCGGCAACUCCCGGAGCCUGUGUUGUUUGUGCGCUGGGAGAAGAGGGGGAACUGCCACAGCGGCGCCACCUUGAGGAAGGUCAACUAUAAGGUCAAUG